Didymosphaeria variabile is the source of this 1227-nucleotide messenger RNA. RefSeq lists its product as uncharacterized. The coding region runs from base 1 to 1227 and encodes 408 amino acids. The record is from RefSeq and is a predicted model, not a curated record. Gene Ontology annotation, biological process: fatty acid beta-oxidation; phenylacetate catabolic process. Lineage: Eukaryota; Fungi; Ascomycota; Dothideomycetes; Pleosporales; Didymosphaeriaceae. Gene Ontology annotation, cellular component: peroxisome. The transcript has 3 exons. Gene Ontology annotation, molecular function: acetyl-CoA C-acyltransferase activity.
AUGGCGGCCUUCAACAGAGUAGCUCGCAAUGUGCUACAGAAGAGCCCAAAUGAUGUUGUUCUGCUUUCUGCGGUACGGUCGCCUAUCAAUCGCAGCUUCAAAGGUGGCUACAAAGAUGCGCAUCCGGAAGACAUAUUGAUGCCUGUCAUGAAGGCUGCUGUGCAGAGAGCUCAAAUCGAACCCAAAGAUGUCAACGAUGCUAUGAUCGGAAAUGUCUUGGCUGAGCUCGGGUUUGCGAAGACUGGUCGGAUGGCCCUGAAUCACGCUGGCUUCCCGAGUUCGACUACCUUCCACACAGUCAACCGUCAGUGUUCUAGUAGUUUGCAAGCCAUUACCCAUAUCUCGCAUGCGAUCAUGGUUGGUCAAAUCGAUGUGGGACUUGCUGGGGGCGUCGAAAGCAUGUCUAGGAAUUACGGCUCGAGAGGCGUCCCGACUGAUGUCUCGCCUACAUUGCUGGGAUCAACCAUCAAAGAUGCGCGAGACUGCCUGAUGCCCAUGGGUAUCACAUCGGAAAACGUCGCAGAAAGAUACAAUGUUGACCGGAAGGCACAAGACGAGUACGCUGUCCAAAGCCAUGGCAGGGCAAGCCGGGCGCAGAAAGAAGGCAGAUUUGACUGGGAAAUCGUGCCUGUUACAGUGCAACGCAUAGACGAGACUACAGGCCAGCCCACAGGAUUCGAAGUCUCCAAGGAUGAUGGUAUAAGGCACGGCUUGACGUUCGAGAAGGUGUCGACGUUGAAGCCUGUGUUUGGCGAGAACGGCAAGAGCACCGCCGGAAACUCAUCUCAAAUCUCUGACGGCGCCUCAUCGACAAUACUCGCUCGUCGAUCCUGGGCAGAAGAGCGCGGGCUUACGCCACUAGGGCGUUUUGUUGGCACACAAGUUAGUGGGUGUGCACCGGAUGAGAUGGGAAUUGGACCCAUAUAUGCCAUUCCGGCUCUGCUCAAGUAUACAGGAACUGAGCUGAAAGACAUCGAUGUCAUUGAGUUGAACGAAGCCUUCGCUAGUCAGACAUUAGCAUGCAUGCGCGCUCUCGGCUUAGAUGAGGCAAAAGUGAAUCCCAACGGCGGUGCGAUUGCUUUGGGGCACCCCACUGGAGCGACGGGUGCACGUCAGACCGCUACUUUGUUCGGAGAGUUGCGUAGGCAAGACAAGGAGCUGGGCAUCGUUUCCAUGUGUGCGAGCACUGGCCAAGGCGUCGCGUCGUUAUUUGUGCGGGAGUCAUGA